UGGUUAAGUCACUGUCCUUUCAGUCCCUCGACGAGUCCGCCAACCACACCAACCCGAAGUCCAAACAAACCCCAAAAGCCUCUUAAAUCUUAAUCCAUCCUCUCCUACUAACAUACUAAUAAUUUUCCAAUUGGAGAAUAAUUAAUAGCAGUAAUAAACAACAACAAAACAUAGAUUUAUAAAAACAAAGUUAGCACAAGACUCACCCACCCUCGCUCGCUCGCCUCGAAUCACCACACCAACCCUUAGUAAUGGAGUCAGCAGCUCUCUCGCGCAUAGGCCUGGCGGGCCUGGCUGUGAUGGGCCAGAACCUAGCCCUAAACAUCGCGGAAAAGGGCUUCCCCAUCUCCGUCUACAACCGCACCUCCUCCAAGGUCGACGAGACGGUGGAUCGGGCCCGCAGCGAGGGCUCCCUCCCUCUGACGGGCCAGUACACUCCCCGCGACUUCGUCCUCUCGCUCCAGCGCCCCAGAUCCGUCAUCAUCCUCGUCAAGGCCGGCGCCCCCGUCGACCACACCAUCGCCGCCCUCUCCGACCACCUCGAGCCCGGCGACUGCAUCAUCGACGGCGGCAACGAGUGGUACGAGAACACGGAGCGCCGCAUCGCCCACGUCGCCGACAAAGGCCUCCUCUACCUCGGCAUGGGCGUCUCCGGCGGCGAGGACGGCGCCCGCCACGGCCCCUCCCUCAUGCCCGGCGGCGACCGCCAGGCUUACAACAACAUCCAGGAUAUCCUCACCAAGGUCGCCGCGCAGGUCGAGGACGGCCCCUGCGUCACCUACAUCGGCGAGGGUGGCUCCGGCAACUUCGUCAAGAUGGUCCACAACGGAAUCGAAUACGGCGACAUGCAACUCAUCUCCGAAGCCUACGACGUUCUGAAACACGUCGGAGGCUUGUCCAAUUCCGAAAUCGGCGACAUCUUCGCCGAGUGGAACAGAGGGGAACUCGAGAGUUUCUUGAUUGAAAUCACCGCGGAUAUUUUCAAAGUGAAGGAUGAGGAUGGGGAAGGGUUUUUGGUGGAUAAGAUUUUGGAUAAGACCGGUAUGAAGGGGACCGGGAAAUGGACGGUGCAGCAGGCGGCGGAGCUGUCGAUCGCCGCGCCGACCAUCGCGGCGUCGUUGGACUGCCGGUACUUGAGUGGAUUGAAGGAGGAGAGGGAGAGUGCUGCCGCAGUGUUGAGGGAGGCGGGGUUGAGUGACGAAUUAGGGUUAGGGUUGGGAAGGAGUGUGAGUGGAGUUGAUAAGAAGCGUUUGAUUGAUGAUGUGAGGCAGGCUUUGUAUGCUUCCAAGAUUUGCAGCUAUGCCCAGGGGAUGAAUUUGUUGAGGGCAAAGAGCAAUGAGAAGGGGUGGAACUUGAAUUUGGGGGAGUUGGCUAGGAUUUGGAAGGGAGGGUGCAUCAUAAGAGCUGUGUUCUUGGACAGGAUCAAGAAGGCUUACCAGAGGAACCCUAACUUGGCCAGCUUAAUAGUGGACCCCGAAUUCGCCAGGGAGAUGGUGCAGAGGCAGGCUGCCUGGAGGAGGGUUGUUGGCUUGGCUGUUUCCGCCGGGAUUAGUACUCCCGGGAUGUGCGCCAGCCUUGCUUACUUCGACACUUAUCGCCGGGCGAGGCUCCCGGCAAACCUUGUUCAGGCUCAGAGGGACUUGUUUGGGGCGCAUACUUAUGAGAGGGUUGAUCGCCCCGGUGCGUUUCAUACUGAGUGGACCAAGCUAGCCCGCAAUGGAGUUGGUGCUCUCAAUUGAUGAUGGGUUUUGUUUUGGUUCUUUGUUUGAUUCGUGCAGCAUUUGAGUUGUAAUUGUUUGUUUCUUUGAGGAUACAUGGUAGGCAUAGCAACUAUUGUUUCCUUGCUAGAACUGUUUUUGCUCUUUUAUUUAAUAAAACAAAGGCAUGUCAUUUGACUCACUAUGGCUUUUGCUUAAGUAUAGUACAAGUUGUUGGUGUUCUUGUCUUA
Molecule: messenger RNA, 1948 nt
Organism: Cajanus cajan (pigeon pea)
Lineage: Eukaryota; Viridiplantae; Streptophyta; Magnoliopsida; Fabales; Fabaceae
Product: 6-phosphogluconate dehydrogenase, decarboxylating 1, chloroplastic
Biological process (GO): pentose-phosphate shunt
Molecular function (GO): phosphogluconate dehydrogenase (decarboxylating) activity; NADP binding
Source: RefSeq, a predicted model, not a curated record